Linum trigynum is the source of this 3937-nucleotide messenger RNA. The record is from the annotation of a GenBank genome assembly. Lineage: Eukaryota; Viridiplantae; Streptophyta; Magnoliopsida; Malpighiales; Linaceae.
CGACAAAAAAUCGCCAGGUCAGCAUUUCUGUUAGUACAAUAAGACUGUUAAGUAACACCGUAAAAAAGAUGGAUGAAAGUGGCUAUAUUUUGUUUUCCGAUAGUUAUGGCUACAUUUGUCACAAAUGUGAAAGUUAUAGUUAUGGAUAGGGGUGGUCGUUCGGUUACCGGUUAAACCGGUAACCGACCGGUUAUACACUAACCGGUAACCGAAGUAACCGAACUUCGAUCGGUAUCGUAGGCUGGACAAAAUGAUUUUUGGUCUUAAAAGUGAUUUGGUUAACCGAUAACCGAGAAACCAAAACCUAUUUCGGUCAGUGUUCGGUAGGGGUGGUGAUUAUUUUGAUUAACCUAUAACCGGUCGAUCGGUUACCGGUUAUAACCGAAAUAACCGAACUACUACCCUGGUCAUGUAAGUUAAAUUUGCUAUUCUGUUUUGUGAAGAUAUCCCGAGAAAAACAGACUUUAGCAUUUUCCGUCCGUCCGUCGGUUCUUCCGCCAAGAAACCGCCGCGUCCUCACCAAUCCACCACCGUUCUUCCCAUUUCCCAACCUCCAAUUCUCUGUCGGCCGCCAUCUUCGGAGUCAAAUAGUGGUAUCCUUCUAGUCAAAAACUCUCUCAAUUGUAGUCAUGGAUUUCAGCAACCACAAGAUGCCUUAUUCCCCUACCUCUUCCUCCUCCUCCAUCUCCUCCACGCCUCGCCCUACAACCACCACCGCCACCACCUUCGCCGGCGGGGCCACGACGACCUCCACCACCGCUGCCACCGCCGACCCGAUGCACUCGUGGUGGGAAUCCAUCUCCAGAGCACGCUCCCGCAUUCUCGCUCUGAACUCCCUCCUUCCUCCCGAUCCCUCCUCUUCGCUCUCCCUCUCUUCUCUGGCAGACUCCGACCAGCCGGCGCUCUCCUUCCUAUCGUCCCUCGACGCCUAUUCGCUCUUCUCGUCUGCGAUUUCGGCUCCUUCUUCAGGUUCGGGCUCCGAUCCUCUCUGCCAGUGGCUGUACGAGACCUACCUUUCGGCCGAUCCUCACCUUCGUCAGAUCGUUCUCUCUUUUGUUCCCCUCCUAACCGGAAUUUACCUCUCCCGGAUCCACUCCUUGGAGUCAACAUACGCUCCUUCUCUCGCUGGUUUUGAAGCUGUCCUCCUUGCGAUCUACUCGACGGAGGUGAAAUCUCGGGCUGGGAAGCCCGUUCUGGCGCAGAUUCCAGAUCUCUCGCAGCCGUCUCUGUAUCACAGUCCCCGGAACAAGCAACAAAGACCCACUAAGCCGAGGCCUUCGGUUGGGGUUUUGAGUGCUCCGUUGGAGCCUCAGCUAGCUGUGAAGUCAACGAAGCGGCCAAUCAUCGUGGGCGUGGCCCUUGAUUGCUAUUUCCGGCAGAUCUCGCAGAUGCCGAGUUGGUCUAAGGUGGAAUUGUGCAAAUAUGCGGCUGCGUGGGCUGGGCAGGACUGUGUUUGCAAGAACAAGUUUGAUGCCGAAGAGAAAUCCGAGAAGGAAUACGCCAAUGAGAAUGGCGCGGGGUACUUUCUAGAGGGCAGCAACUUGAGCAAUGGGUUUGACCAAAAUGGCCACGGUAAUGGUGUUGAGAUUGAACAUGAGGAAGAUGUGGAACGGAUAAGGGAAUUGAAGAUUGAAAGAGUUGAUUCGGGGGAAUUGGAAUUGAAGGGGGUGAGGAUUCCCCUGGCUUGGGAAGUUUUGCAGCCAUUGUUGAGGAUUCUGGGGCACUGCUUGUUGGGUCCAUUGUGCGCCCAAGAUGUCAAAGAUGCUGCUUCUGUGGCAGUUAGGCGAUUGUAUGCGAGAGGGUCUCAUGAUUUGCUUCCACAGGCGAUAUUGGCCACUCAGAGCUUGAUUCGGCUUGAUAAUAGAGCAAGGGAGUCUGCACAGGUAGCAGCAGCUACAAGUACGCCGUCAAAUGCAACUACACCCAGCAAAGCUAAGAAGCCUGAAGUUCUAUUGGUUUCCAAAUGAACCCUUCCUCCAGGUUGCAGUUUGCUUUACAGGUAUGGAGCUUUUGCACAUUCUCUUGUAUUCGUGUUAUUACAUGUUGUAGAGUUGUUUCUUGAUUGGUGGUAAAGUGAAAGCCUUUUAGAUUUUAGUUUGGCAUUCAACUUGAUUUAUGUUGACUGAUCUCACCAUAUGAAGACAUACAUUGCCAUCAACAUUUAAACUUCUUUGCUCUGGCAAUUCCAUUUUCCCCCACUAGUCGCUUGAACUUUUCCUCGGUUCAAUGCUCAAACCUGCUCGGAAAGCAAGAGGUUCAGUAAGGGUAAUUUUCGAUAAGUUGUGUUGAGUUUUUGAUUUAUUGGUUGAGGUAUCUUCAAUUUGGUAUUGCAUCAUCUCCUAUGGCAAACUAUCAGUCAGUAGUGAAGAGGCUGCUGCCUUCUUAAAUAUACGUACUGAAUUUUAUAACUAGUAUAGGUGUAUAUGCAACUUUCUCAUUCCCUUAGUGUUCGGAAUAAAGCUUGCUCUCUCAUGCAUGACAGAUAGUUUUCUCUAUAAGAUAAAACUUGUUUAGAUUUUCAAUUUUAUGUUCAGGCAUUCAGUUCUCUAAUCUUAUUUAAGGCCCUUUGGCUAUGCCUUGAUUGAUCUUUGACCCUAGUUUUACUGUAUUUAGAGUACGUAGAGAAGAAUUAGUCUCAAGUGAACAUGCAGGAUUGCUCAAUCUUAUCUUUCUAAAAUGUAAAAUCAGUAUUCAAUGGAUUUUCUUAUGUACAGCUAUAAUUCGGCACAAAUUAUCUCGAAUACAUGAAUAGUCUGAUAAUGCUUUUGCACAAACCUAUUGACCAUGGACUAGGAAGUAACUAGCUUUUGUUCUCCAUAUUGAAAACCCUAAUUUGUUGCUCAGCAUUCCUCCUAGUAGAAUCCAAUUGUAAAGCACUGCUGCAUGAGAAAUGAGCAAAGUAUUUCCAUGGAAUUUUUACAGAGUGCUAAUAAUACUGGUACCGUGGCAGUUUAGUAUUGCAAUGUAGGAACUGUAUAUCCAAUUUAAACUUUUUUUUUUUAUAAUGGUGAACUGUAUAUCCCAUUUAAACUGAUUUGGGAUUGGGGAAUGAGCAUGAUUCGGUAUUAGAAGGAUGAGAGUUUUUCAUCAGAAAAGCUUACAAUGACGCUUGAAUGUUUGUUUUGUGUGGCAGCUAAAAGCAGCUGCUGAUUUUAGACUCUAUGCAGAAGACUUACGUACCCUGACACGAUAUCGGGAUUGCUGGCUGGAGCACUAUGUGAUGAUGGUAAAUUGCUCUUGUGCUAAUGUUUUAAUGAGUGGAUCUUUGCCUCAAAACCACAAGUGUAGUCCGUUGAAGUUUGAAUGGUGAAAGUGUUGCGGCCUGGGCAGAAUGAAAUUUAGGCAAAAAGGCCAUGCGGGAUCGUAAUGCUGCCUCCAGAAAUUUGUAACCUCUACAACGAGGUGGUUUUCAGAAUUGUGUAGCUCUUGCCUUUACAGUGUGCAACUUCAUUAGCAAUUCUCAUGUUCCUUCAACAAAUAUUAAAAGCAAGAUCGGAAGUGCGCCACGCUCCCCCACGGCGGCGGGUGGGUGAUUACUGUAGUAACCCAUUUCGAUGGGUACCAUUUGGCAGCUUGUGAAAUUAAAAUAUCGAUAUUUAAUCAUUGCAAAUUAGGUAAAUUUUUUAUAUUUAAGGCAAGCUCAAAGGGCAUGGGACAAAGAUUCGACAAGAUUACGUGCCCGACUCAAACACUGCGCGAUAGUCCGUAUGCAAUCAGACUACGAUGAAAGAGCUUGUUAAGCCUCUACUUGGGCAGCUCUGAAGAAGCUUCGAGGAGCAAAGACACGACACUGACGGGGAAAACAAAAACAAAAACCCAACAUCUUCAAGAUAGUCCCGCCAGCGAGAUUUAAUCUCUUGUGAUAGAGAUCUCUUGCAAAUUAGGUAAUUGGUUCACUGAUAUAUUUCAUGUUUGUCACUAAAAAUAUUUUGUCCAU